GCCAGAGCGAGCGCCGGGGCCGGGCGCGCAGGAGUGAAAAGGAGGCGGCGGCCGCGGCUGCGAGCAACAGAUCCGGACGCCGCGAGCAGACGCGUUCUGCUGUUGGGCGAUUUUUUUUUUUAAUUUCAAAAAUAUUAUUAAAUUAGAAAAUCUUGCAUUUUUAAAUGGCGCUGGCCCCAGGUCAGCGGGCGGUUUUCUCUGCUUCAAGAUGGGCUGUGCUGUUUCCGUCGUGGGCACCAGUGGUGGCCUGAUUGUCAGUCUUCUCCGGGCAUUUUUAAGACCAGGAGCCGAGCACUGCAUGUAGGCGAAUCACCCUGCAGGGCGGUUUGGCUUUUUAAAUUAUUGUUAUUAUUUGGGGCAGAGAACAGCCGAUCUUGGGCACUUCGUCCUCUUUGCAGAAGAGGCUGUGAGUCGUAGGUGGGUCGCUCGGAGGGUGGAAUUGCUCGCGGGUGAGCGAGCCCCGGCCCCGCGCACAGUCCAGGCGGCCCUGAGUGUGUGUCCUCUCCCUGCCGGCGCCGGGAAAAUGGAGGCUGUGAUUGAGAAGGAAUGCAGCGCGCUCGGAGGCCUCUUCCAGACCAUCAUCAGCGACAUGAAGGGGAGCUAUCCAGUGUGGGAAGAUUUCAUAAACAAAGCAGGAAAGCUACAGUCCCAGCUUCGGACCACAGUAGUAGCAGCGGCUGCCUUCUUGGAUGCCUUUCAGAAAGUGGCUGACAUGGCGACCAACACACGUGGUGGAACCAGGGAGAUUGGCUCCGCCCUGACCAGGAUGUGCAUGAGACACAGAAGCAUAGAAGCCAAGCUCAGGCAGUUUUCGAGUGCUUUAAUCGAUUGUCUGAUAAACCCACUUCAAGAACAGAUGGAAGAAUGGAAGAAAGUGGCCAACCAGCUGGAUAAAGACCACGCGAAAGAAUAUAAAAAAGCUCGCCAAGAGAUAAAAAAGAAGUCCUCAGAUACACUGAAACUGCAGAAGAAAGCAAAGAAAGUGGACGCUCUCGGGAGAGGCGAUAUCCAGCCUCAGUUGGACAGUGCUCUCCAGGAUGUCAACGACAAGUAUCUCCUCCUGGAAGAAACAGAAAAGCAGGCGGUCCGGAAGGCUUUGAUUGAGGAGCGUGGCCGAUUCUGCACCUUCAUUGCUAUGCUGCGGCCAGUGAUUGAAGAAGAAAUCUCAAUGCUUGGGGAAAUAACUCACCUUCAGACCAUAUCAGAAGAUCUGAAAAGCCUGACCAUGGACCCUCACAAACUGCCGUCCUCAAGUGAACAGGUGAUUUUGGACUUGAAAGGCUCUGAUUACAGUUGGUCGUACCAGACGCCACCCUCUUCCCCCAGCACGACCAUGUCCCGCAAGUCCAGCGUCUGCAGCAGCCUGAACAGUGUGAAUAGCAGCGACUCGCGCUCCAGCGGCUCCCACUCCCACUCCCCCAGCUCCCACUACCGCUACCGCAGCUCCAACCUGGCCCAGCAGGCGCCCGUCCGCCUGUCCAGCGUGUCCUCCCACGACUCAGGAUUCAUUUCCCAGGACGCCUUCCAGUCCAAGUCACCGUCCCCCAUGCCGCCAGAAGCCCCCAACCAGUUGUCUAACGGGUUUUCUCACUGUAGUUUGCCAAGUGAAUCCCAUGUGGGGCCCAUGGGGGCAAGCCUUUCCCUUCAUUGCCCGCCUGCCUCCCGCCUGCUCCCUCGGGUCACCUCUGUCCACCUUCCAGACUUCGCUCAUUGUCACACCAUUGGGCCCGGCAUGUUCCCGUCAUCUCAGAUCCCUAGCUGGAAGGACUGGGCCAAGCCAGGACCUUACGAUCAGCCUCUGGUGAACACCCUACAGCGCCGCAAAGAGAAGCGGGAGCCGGACCCCAGUGGAGGAGGGCCCACCGCCGCAGGUGGCGCGCCGGCAGCGGCUGACGAAGCUCAGAGACCGCGGAGCAUGACCGUGUCAGCUGCCACCAGGCCUGGUGAGGAGAUGGAGGCGUGCGAGGAACUGGCGCUGGCCCUGUCGCGGGGCCUCCAGCUGGACACCCAGAGGAGCAGCCGGGACUCGCUGCAGUGCUCCAGCGGCUACAGCACCCAGACCACCACCCCGUGCUGCUCGGAGGACACCAUCCCCUCCCAAGUUUCAGAUUAUGAUUAUUUCUCUGUAAGUGGCGACCAGGAGGCGGAUCAGCAGGAGUUUGACAAAUCCUCCACCAUCCCGAGAAACAGCGACAUCAGCCAGUCCUACCGACGGAUGUUCCAGGCCAAGCGCCCAGCCUCAACGGCUGGCCUCCCCACCACCCUCGGACCUGCUAUGGUCACCCCGGGGGUUGCAACCAUCCGACGGACCCCUUCCACCAAGCCUUCUGUCCGCCGGGGGACCAUCGGAGCCGGCCCCAUCCCCAUCAAGACCCCCGUGAUCCCCGUCAAGACCCCAACCGUCCCAGACCUCCCCGGGGUGUUGCCCGCGCCCCCGGACGGGCCAGAGGAGAGGGGUGAGCACAGCCCCGAGUCGCCGUCUGUGGGCGAGGGCCCCCAGGGUGUCACCAGCAUGCCCUCCUCCAUGUGGAGCGGCCAAGCCUCCGUCAACCCUCCUCUCCCAGGCCCGAAGCCAGGUAUCCCCGAGGAGCACAGACAGGCGAUUCCAGAGAGCGAGGCCGAAGACCAGGAGAGGGAUCCCCCAAGUGCCAGUGCUUCCCCAGGCCAGAUCCCGGAGAGCGACGCCACAGAGCUGAGCCCGAGAGAUACUCCGCAAGGGGAAGACAUGCUGAAUGCCAUCCGAAGGGGCGUGAAACUGAAGAAGACCACGACGAACGACCGCUCAGCCCCUCGCUUCUCGUAGGCUCGCUAGGCUCCCAAGAAACGCUGCCAGUGGGGGAGGGAACUGUUUAAUUCAUAAAACCUAAUUUGUCUCGAUCCAUUCCAAUCUAUAAUCAGACAAAAGAUUUUGUAGGCAACUCAGAAUACAGCUCUUUUGAAAGUACUCGACACCUUUAGAUAAGAAUUAAAAGCAACAUAUGUAACUGACAUAACUUUGAUCUUUUAAUUUGUAAAUAUUGACCGUUUUCUUUCUGCACAUUUUAAUCUUAGUUUCCCUUUUGAUUUUUCUGAAGGUGCCAAAUUCCAUUUAACUUUUUUACAAGUCUUUGUAAAAUUUUAAAUGCAUAAUAGGUGGGGGGGUGGUCGGGGCAAGGGGAAACACAAAGUAGUUAAUUUCAGAAAAAAGGGUAACUCUACUUAGCCUUUUCUUUUCUCUCUCCUUUUUUUCCUGCAAGCUUUUGUAGAUGCAUUGUAGUAGUCUGGCUUAGAAGCAAAUUCAAGUUAUUUUAAUGUACAAACAAAAUGGAUCAAGGGUUAAAAAUCUUCAUUUACUUGUAGUAUGCUCUGGCUGAGAAAAGCAGGAGUAACAGUUGAGCAAUAUUCAGAGUGAAGUAAAUCCGGAAAUGGUAGACUGUUGGGAUUGGGGGGGAGGGCCGUGGGAGGGGCACACAGUCAACAUAGCCGAUCCUGUUAACAUUUAAGAGUAGCCUCGUAGGUUGAAUUUCUAGUAGCUUCAUGGUAAAUGCAUCCGAAUAAGCCAUACUGGAUUGCAGUGUUUGUUUCUGUAGGGUGUUUAAGGACUUCCUUCGUCCCACGAUUCCUCUUGACUGCACACAGCACCCACCUCCAGUCCCGUGCAUGCUGCCGCCACCAGGUACACCCAGAGCGCCCCCCCCCGCCCCCCUUCAGUUACUCGUCUCUCGUACCCACGUUCAUUGAAUCCAAAUACAUCCAAAAAGGGUAAGGCAGUUUUAAAAAUGUGAAAACAUUUUAAAAUGAUAGCAGGGAAUUCUUAGAUAUAGCCAAUGCCUUUUACUUAACCGUGCCCAGCAGGCUGGGCACGUUGAAAAGCCCAAAUCUUUUGAACAAACUCGAGCGGAUUUAACAAGGGUAACCAGCUUGGAAUCUAGCAACUUGCCAAUGUGUUUACCGACCUGGGGGCUUGUUUUUCUUCUCUUCUUUUAAAUAAGUGGCAGUUAAUUGGCAUCAUACCAAACAUUGAAGAGCGGAGGAUUGAUUUAUUGUCACUGGGAAUCUGACCACUAUACUGUCCUUUUUUUUGGUAUUCUAGGUAAUGUUUUUUGGAAUGGAUUUAUGUCUUUUCUUUUUUAAGUGAAAGUUAAAUUUGUUCUAAUGCCCAUUCCCUAAAGCCAACAGAGAUUUGUAGAUUUAAAGGGAUCUUGUUUGGAGAAGACAUGUUCAAAAAGACCAAGCAAGCCCCUUAGCACUCGGGUCAGUUUCUCUUGAAGAAACCGGAGCUUGGUGGGUCCCGCAGACCCUGCAGGUUUCUGUUGGCUCUAAUCUUCAAUUACAUAACCUUAUGCUUUAAUACCUAACUGCAUUGGGUGUGAGAGUAACGUACCUGUACAGUCACUGUUCUAUAUAUUAACAUUUAACACUGCUGUGAUUGCUCAAGGGCAUUUUAUGUUACGGCUUUAAAGCAAAGGCAUGAUUAUUAGAAACUAUUUAAGCUUUUUUUCCUUUGAAAAACAAGCUCCUUCUACAGAAUAUAAGGAACAGUAGUGCCUGUGGUUUAGCCCACCAAUCUUGAUGACUAAAAGUAGCUGAUGCAUUGUGCAUAUGAUGCUUGAGAUGGUUUUUGCAAAAGCAGAAAUCACUGCAAGGUAAUUACGAUAGAUAAAAAGUGGUCUUUUAAACCUUGGAAAUAAAUGGAUGUAACUGUACCUUGGUACAGCUUUUCACUUGUUUAGUUUUUAAACGUUAGUAUAAUCUGAAUAAAUUUAAUAUAAAAUGUUGCCAAAUUCAAUGUAGAAAGAAUGUGACAACACAUCUUGGGUAGUUCUGUUUGUGUUUUUGCAUAUUGUAAAAGCAGUGUCACAGCUAAAAAUAAAGAAAUCGUUUCUAAAGGUAAAUUAUUGUGGUUUAGUUGCUAGUUUGUACUGAGAGUUGACCUCUCCCUGUGGUUUUUUUGUUCUAAACUUGUAUAAAUAACAACUGUGUAAUGUGUCUCCCUUCUACCUUGUAACAAUUGCUUCAGCCUACAUUAUAAAUAAAGAACCACUAGAAAAAG
Callorhinus ursinus (northern fur seal) is the source of this 5032-nucleotide messenger RNA. Lineage: Eukaryota; Metazoa; Chordata; Mammalia; Carnivora; Otariidae. The record is from RefSeq and is a predicted model, not a curated record.